AUGCUUUUGAGCAAUAUCCUUUUUUCCUUACUGAUCUUGCAUUACUAUGGUGGCGCAGCACACCCACUUGCACCAUUAAACUCCCUGGUCAAGAGAGGAGAAGGUCGCAUUAUUUCCCAAGCCACCCACAUCCCCAAUGAACAAAAGGGUGCAGGAAUUGAGUUGGACUCGGCUCAAGAAUUGGGAAAAUCACACUUGCAUCAAAAUGUUCAACUACCAGAUAAGAGUGUCUCUUUCUUGCUAUUAGUAGACCCUGAGGACCCAGCUGUUAAAAAUGAAAAGACAGCUAGACGAUAUGUAGAGCAUCUAGUUGAUUCAUUACUUCCCGCCUCGCCUCGCCCGCCAGCCCGCUCCGGACACAGUCACCUUCCAAAAUCAACCACGCCCUUGCGCCUCCACCGAAACCGCUCCUUGCAGCUCGUAUCUGCCUCACUUUCUUCUUUACCACUUCACCAUCCAACUCAUCUUCAAGCCCAAUCACACCAAAGCACCCGAAGAGACCAGCACAAGCAGAAACUGAACAUGAAGCAAGCUCAAAAUUCCGAUUUUGACGACAUUUACGGCCCAACAGAUGAUGCACCCGAAGAUAAUUUGUACGCAGAUCUUAUACCAGAGGAUGGGACAAGUAUUCGAGAUCCUACGAGCCCGAGGGCCAAAGACAUCAAGCCUUCGACCAGUGCUAUACUCAGUGCUGAUGGUGGUGGUGGUGGUGGUGGUGGUGGUAGUGGCAGGAAUGAGAGCACGCAUGAUGCGGACACGAAGCCAGACAUCAAGCCUAAGAUCACACCAGCUUCCACUGGCAAUGGCGAGAAUCUGCUACCGAUGCCCCCGGCCUCGGCGUCGUUACCUCCUAACCCGAUGACAGCCAACGGGCAGAACAAGGCCAACGGUGGCACACCCACGGCGAUGAACCAUGCUGGCCCGCCGGUCCCGCAAUCGAUCGGCACCAUCAGUUCUCCCCUCUCGCCCCACAAGCCCCAUCAUGCCCACCAUCUCGGCCACCAUCAUCCCGGUAAUAAUGGUGAUGUCGUCAUGAAUAAUACCGCCCUCUCUCAUCCCCCUCAUGGAAUCCCCUCCGGCGCCCCCGGAGCUAGGAAAGAAAAUGACCGCGGACUCUGUGGUCUUUAUGUUUCCGAACUUCAAUGGUACACCAGCGAUGAAGCUCUACGCAAAGUGGCUGAAAACUUGGGCGUUCGUGUCGCUCAUCGAGAUAUCACAUUCUCGGAACACAAAGUCAAUGGGAAGUCUAAAGGGGUCGCCUAUAUGGAAUUCAGCAAUCAACCUGAUGCUGAGAUCGUUAAAGGAUGGUUUGAUUCCAAUGAGAUAGAUGGGAAGAAGGCGCAAUGUAAUCUGAGCCCGGCGAUGAAUGGGACGCCGUUCCGUAACGCAGAUAAGCAUGGCUUAGGGGGCAACCGAAUGCCAGACGACCGAGAUGGACGAAGCCGUGGCGGCGGAUUCAUCGGCGGGAUGCCGGGCGGACCGAGUGGUCGAGGACGGGGAGAAGACAGUAUGCGACGAGGCGUAGGAGGAGGGAUGAGUCGAGGCGGAGGACCGACGGGAAUGGGAGGCGGGAUGGGCCGAGGGGGGAUGGGCCAUCAGGGAGGGAUGGUAGGUUCAGGAGGCGGGCCGGGAAUGAACGGGAUGGGCGGGAUGGGCCCGAUGGGGUCGAUGAACGGGAUGGGAGGAAUGGGAGGGAUGAUGGGAGGGAUGGGGAUGGGACCGAUGGGCGGAGGGAUGAUGGGCAUGAUGCCGGGCGGAAUGGGGAUGAUGGGCAUGGGCGGGAUGAGCGGAAUGGGGUCGAUGAACGGAAUGAACGGGAUCAAUGGGAUGAUGCCGAUGAUGAUGCCCAUGCCCGGACGCGGCCCGAUGUCCGGCCCCACCGGCCCUCCUGGCGGCCCCAACAACGGCCAUUUCAAUCCCCGAUUCAUCGCCGGCGUCAACCACUCAAUGGGCGGCCCUCAAGCUAGUCUCGGCGGCACCGGUAGCGGCGUCGGUGGGACCGGCGGCGGCGGUAACUUGGAUGACGGAAGAGAAAAACGAAGGAGGACCGAGUACUAA
Messenger RNA from Puccinia triticina, 2058 nucleotides. RefSeq lists its product as uncharacterized. Gene Ontology annotation, molecular function: mRNA binding. The record is from RefSeq and is a predicted model, not a curated record. The transcript is spliced from 10 exons. The coding region runs from base 1 to 2058 and encodes 685 amino acids. Gene Ontology annotation, biological process: mRNA alternative polyadenylation. Gene Ontology annotation, cellular component: mRNA cleavage and polyadenylation specificity factor complex. NCBI's taxonomy places the organism in Eukaryota, Fungi, Basidiomycota, Pucciniomycetes, Pucciniales, Pucciniaceae.